This is a messenger RNA of Helobdella robusta, 738 nucleotides long. RefSeq lists its product as hypothetical. The annotation marks the transcript as partial. The record is from RefSeq and is a predicted model, not a curated record. The transcript is spliced from 5 exons. NCBI's taxonomy places the organism in Eukaryota, Metazoa, Annelida, Clitellata, Rhynchobdellida, Glossiphoniidae. Gene Ontology annotation, molecular function: protein serine/threonine kinase activity; ATP binding. Gene Ontology annotation, cellular component: nucleus. Gene Ontology annotation, biological process: positive regulation of apoptotic process; intracellular signal transduction; protein phosphorylation.
GUUGAAGAUUUUUUUCAUGUUGUAGAUGAAAUUGGAAGAGGAUCGUGUGGAAUCGUGCGUCGAGUUAUAGACAAGAAUUCAGGUAACCAGUACGCAUGCAAAUUCAUACAGUACAGUGACCUGGCUACCAGGGAUGAGUUAGUUCAAGAACUCGAAAUAUUGGCACUGCUCGACCACGCAAAUGUUGUUCAGGUGGUUGAUGGUUAUGAAAAUAAAAAGAGACUGGCCAUUGUCAUGGAAAUAGUGACAGGUGGUGAGUUGUUGCAAAGGCUGGUCACCGAAGAUUCUUUGACAGAAAGUGAAGUGGCUUACUACAUACGUCAACUGCUCAUUGCUCUCGAAUACAUGCAUUCGAACAAUGUCAUCCACCUAGACCUCAAACCUGAAAAUUUGCAUCUUUCUAACCAAACAACUGAUGAAUUGAAGCUAAUUGAUUUUGGCUAUUCGCGUCUGUUUCACCCUCUUCGUAAAUUGCACGUCAAAUAUGCCACACCUGAGUUCUGUUCACCUGAAGUGGUUAUUGAUGACACAAUCACUCCAGCCACUGAUGUUUGGAAUGUCGGCAUUCUUACCUAUUUGCUAUUAAGUGGUAUUUCCCCGUUCUAUCGAGAAACGCACAAGAAAACGUUGGCAGACAUCCGUGAUGGAAUGUGGGAAUUUGAUGCUCAGGCAUUUGCUGACAUUUCUGCUGAAUCGAGAGAUUUUAUCAGCAAGCUCCUCCAAACAGAUCCUAAGUAA